Ochotona curzoniae (black-lipped pika) is the source of this 2175-nucleotide messenger RNA. It is a transcript of the gene B4GALNT1, whose product is annotated as beta-1,4-N-acetyl-galactosaminyltransferase 1. Gene Ontology annotation, cellular component: Golgi membrane. The record is from RefSeq and is a predicted model, not a curated record. The transcript has 11 exons. Gene Ontology annotation, biological process: ganglioside biosynthetic process. Gene Ontology annotation, molecular function: hexosyltransferase activity. Bases 52 to 1653 code for a protein of 533 amino acids. Lineage: Eukaryota; Metazoa; Chordata; Mammalia; Lagomorpha; Ochotonidae.
CCGGCGCAGCCCGGACCGAAAUCUUGCGGCGGCCUCGGAGCCUUAGACAGGAUGCGGCUGGGCCGCCGCGCCCUCUGCGCGCUGGCCUUGCUGCUCGCCUGCGCCUCGCUUGGGCUCCUCUACGCUAGCACCCGGAGCGCGCCGGGCCUCCGCGCACCUCUGGCGCUGUGGGCACCCCCGCAUAGCGUCCCCAGGCCGGAGCUGCUAGACCUGGCCCCUGAGCCGCGCUACGCGCACAUCCCGGUCAAAAUCAAGGAGCAAGUGAUCGGGCUACUGGCCCAGAACAGCUGUACCUGUGAGUCCAGCGGAGGGGGCCUGCCCCUCCCCUUCCAGAAGCAGGUCCGGGCUAUUGACCUCACCAAGGCCUUUAACUCUGAGGAGCUGAAGGCCGCCUCUGCAGCAAGGGAGCAGGAGUACCAGGCCUUUCUCUCAAGGAGCCAGUCCCCAGCUGACCAGCUACUCAUAGCCCCUGCCAACUGCCCCCUCCAGUACCCGCUCCAGGGUGUGGAAGUCCAGCCCCUCCGGAGUAUCUUGGUGCCAGGGCUAAGCCUGCAGGCAACUUCUGCUUUGGAAGUCUACCAGGUGAACUUGACCGCCUCCCUAGGCACCUGGGAUGUGGCUGGGGAAGUGAACGGAGUGACCCUCACUGGAGAAGGGCAGUCAGAUCUCACCCUCUCUAGCCCAGGCCUGGACCAGCUCAACCGGCAGCUGCAGCUGGUCAUUUACAGCAGCCGAAGCUACCAGACCAACACAGGGGAUACAGUGCGCUUUGCUACCGAGGGCCACGAAGCUACAUUCACCAUCCGCAUAAGACACCCUCCCAACCCCCGGCUCUACCCACCCGGCUCUCCACCGGACGCAGCCCAGUACAACGUCAGCGCCUUGGUCACCAUUGCCACCAAGACCUUCCUUCGCUACGACCGCCUCCGUGCGCUCAUCGCCAGCAUCCGCCGCUUCUACCCCACCAUCACCGUGAUCGUCGCGGACGACAGCGACAAGCCCGAGCGCAUUAGCGGCCCGUACGUGGAGCACUAUCUAAUGCCCUUUGGCAAGGGCUGGUUCGCAGGCCGCAACCUUGCCGUGUCCCAAGUAACCACCAAGUAUGUACUGUGGGUGGACGACGACUUCGUCUUCACGGCGCGCACGCGGCUAGAGAGGCUUGUGGACGUGCUAGAGAGGACACCGCUAGACCUGGUGGGAGGCGCCGUGCGUGAGAUCUCGGGCUUCGCUACCACUUACCGGCAGCUGUUGAGCGUGGAGCCGGGCUCCCCAGGCCUCGGUAACUGCCUCCGGCAAAGGCGCGGCUUCCACCACGAGCUCGUCGGCUUCCCAGGCUGCGUGGUCACCGACGGCGUGGUCAACUUCUUUCUGGCGCGCACCGAUAAAGUGCGCGAGGUCGGCUUCGACCCGCGCCUGAGCCGCGUGGCGCACCUAGAAUUCUUCCUGGAUGGCCUGGGCUCCCUCCAGGUCGGCUCCUGCUCCGACGUUGUGGUGGAUCACGCCUCCAAGCUGAAGCUGCCCUGGACAGCCCGGGACCCGCGGGCGGAGACCUACGCUCGGUACCGCUACCCCGGCUCCCUGGAGCGCAGCCAGGUGGCCAAGCACCGCCUGCUGUUCUUCAAACACCGGCUGCAGUGCAUGACCGCUGAGUGACUCCGCCCGUCAGUCCCUGGGCUUCCCUACUGCCAGGCUGUGCCUGUCUCCUGGCUCCCCUCAACACAGGCACCCAGGAAUUUCGGACAAACCUUGCCCUCCCACAAGCCCUUCUCCCCAGUGACUCUCCCCACACCCUUAGGACUUAACGCGUCCCCUUUUUUCAGAACCGGAUCUCUAAGAGGGGCUUGUCCUGGUGACACCUCCUCUUUCUGGGAGUGCCCAGAGGCCUGAUGGAGCCAUAACCUCCCCCACAGCCAGUGCCAACUCCUCCCCCUCCCCAUUCUCAAGGGGCAGGAAACAGGGGGCCACUUUCCAAGUGCCAAAGAGCCCAGGGGGGACUCUAUAAACCCCAACGUAGGGGGGGGCACUCCCCUCAUUUCCUUAAGGACAGAGGUGGAUGGGGGGAAGCUCCCCAACACAGAGUCACCCCUACACCUCCACCCUGGAUCCAGGACCCUGUGCACCAACUCCAGCCUGCCCCCACAGAGACUAACUGUGACUCAGGAGCUGGCCCAGCGG